Molecule: messenger RNA, 3859 nt
Organism: Uranotaenia lowii
Lineage: Eukaryota; Metazoa; Arthropoda; Insecta; Diptera; Culicidae
Gene: Sln
Exons: 10
Coding region: 777-3440 (887 amino acids)
Biological process (GO): monocarboxylic acid transport; transmembrane transport
Molecular function (GO): monocarboxylic acid transmembrane transporter activity
Source: RefSeq, a predicted model, not a curated record
ACCGUCAAAAGUGCAGCAUCGCAAGCGAACAAUUUCAGCGACCAGAAGAGAAAGGAAGUUGAAAAAAUAGUUGAAGCUAGGCUUGAAGCUUACUUAGUUUUCUGCCAAAGGCUUCAUCGGACAGGGAUUGCGUUCCCUAGGCCGAUUAGCUGAUUCAGGAUUCCCAAAUUACUCUCGUUUGCUUAACGAUAAGAAGCGUUUUUCCUGAGUUGAAGAAAAUUUGUAUCGCUUGCAGCCGAAUUCAGUCGCCACAAAAAUCGAUAACUGAAAGGGUUUAAACGGGUCGCCAAAGUCGAAAAAAAUCGUCGGGUCGUGAUGAAUUAAAAGUUAUACGGUAUUUUUUAACAAACCACUAGACCAAAUUUACAUUAGGAUAAAAGCAUAAUAGUCGAUCUUAGCGAAAAUAAAAGUGAGAUAAGUUACAGUUUACCAAGUCGUGUUAAAAGUGUGAAGCUGCCCCGCACAGCUCGAGCAGCAGAAACUGCGGUUUUUCCUGAAACUAGGUUACACAACUGCAAUCCGGGGAACAGUCACAGGCUGAAAAUCGAUCAAAGUAGCCUUUUUGCCUACCUUCAGGCGCAUCGAAGCAACCACUGAAAAUCAACAAUAAGCGGAAUUGAUACCCAAAUAGAGCAAAUCACAAAGCAAUCGAAGUAAACAGAAAAAAAUCAAACGGUGCAAGGCUAACAGAUUUUUGCAUCAGCCGCCAACGAGAACCAAAUUCCAAUGAAACCAAGUUUCAAAAACGGAAAAUUCGCAACAUCAAUUCAUGAAAAAUGUCUUUGCCAAAAGAAUGGAAUCUCCAGGCAUCGCAGGUCUGUCUCGAUCAACCAAGCAGACCUCAAAGUCUCCUGUCGGACGACAUCGAGAUCCAGCCAAAGUACGAGAAUAAGUUCCUGCAUGCGGUUUUCCACCCGUCGAUUCCGAACCACGGUCCAGCCCCGCUCAAUGCGGCCAUGCUCGCCGAGUGCGACAACAGUGGAUCGCUAUUCUCGAUCCAAUCGGCGCCAGUUGUCGCUACGGUUAGUACCGCAUCCGACAGUGGAAUCGGUUCGACGGGGUUCGGCGGGAUGUUGGCCUCGGAACAUCUGCCACUGGAUGCGUUCUUCGAUCAGCGCCAGCAGCGAGAUUCCUACCCGGGCGCCGGAAGCAAUGGACCAGGACCCCUCAUCAGUCCGCUGCACACGACGAACAUGGGUGCAGCAACAAAGGACGCCCGAACCUGUGACACGCUGCUUCGGCCGUCCUCGUUGGCAUUCGAUACCUACUAUCACACCAGCAAGCCACCGAAUGUUGACGCAACACUAUCCGCGGAAUUGGACGAAGACGACAACGAAAAUCUUCUGACUGUGUCAAGCUUAACUGCAAGGCCGCUCAUCGCUAAAUCACGCGAAAUUCGAAGCAAAAAAGAAAGGCUUCAGCUUAAACGCAAACCGAAGGUUUCCACCGAAUCGAGUAGCGACGACGGCGAAGACAGCCCUCCGGACGGAGGCUACGGAUGGUUCAUCGUGUUCGGAGCAUUUUGCGUUCAAUUUUGGGUUGCCGGGCUGGUGAAAUCCUACGGGGUGCUGUUUGUAGAAAUUAUGGAAAAUUUCCCGAACGCCUCGGCCACCACCGCCUCGUGGAUUCCGGCGAUCCUCUCGGCGCUCUGUUUGGUGCUGGCACCGGUUUCCAGUGCCCUGUGUCAACGAUUCUCUCCCCGGAUAGUGGUCAUCAUAGGAGGGGUGUUCUGCGCUAUGGGACUUACGCUAAGUUACUUCGCGACCAGUUUGAUUCAUUUGUUGUUCACCUUCGGGAUACUGACCGGAAUUGGAGGCGGCUUGUCCACAACACCGGGUAUAGUGAUCGUGUCACAGUACUUCGAUAAAAGGCGGGCGUUGGCCAAUGGGAUUACGAUUUCCGGUACGGCGGCUGGAAGCUUCAUCUUCCCAACGCUUAUCGAGCGCUUGAUCCAUUCGUUUGGAUUCCAUGGCACGAUUCUCAUUUUGGGUGGCUGCAUGUUGCACGUGUGCGUUUCUGGUGCCCUCUAUCGUCCGGUGGACGAAUGCAACGGCGCCAAAAAGACGGCUCUACCCAAAGAACCUGCCGCGAGGUCCGAUUUCAAGGAAAAUCUAGGGCACCUCAGUUCCUCCGAGGACCACCUGACCCGGCGCUGUCUCGAAGAUCUGUUCCUGGACGAUGCGGUGCGGGCAGCCGACAAAACCCGAAACAGUCUCAACCUAGACGGAAAAUUUGUGAACGUAACGGAGAAGACGCUCCAAGAAAGCGAAGACGAACUGAAAGAUAUACUCUCGAAUGCGAUCUUUCUGAAACCGAUUGCGUCGAUUCGCAGUUGCAGUAUUCUGCACUCGGUAGAAGAUUUGAGCACGGAUUCGACGUGCGUUUACAAGAAGCGUGCCACCGGGUACGACUCGCAGCGCAACAGCAAACGGCUGAAGCAACGACCAACUGCGGUAAGCACCGAGGAUGCGUACAACCGACUGAACCAGGGUUUAGCGCAACCUCCAGAGCUGAAGCUGGCAGCGAAGGAACUGCAACAACAAGAACCGCCACCAGCCAUGAACCAACCGGGGGCGCUACUUCUUCAACCACCACAGCCUGUUCAACAGGCCGGCCUGGGACUUCUGGAGCUGGGCGCAUUUGUUGAAGAACGGAACAACAACCCGGCCAGCAACAAUAACAACUCGCUGUCCCAGAACAACAACCGUGGACUCAGCAAAAGUAUGAUCAUCCCGACGCCGGUUUGCGAUCUGUCGAACAUUUUCGACGACGAUUACGAAGACUAUGAGCCUGAUUUGUUGGAAAAGAUUAACCAGUACCUGGACAUAUUACUGUUGAAGGAUAUAACGUUCAUCCUCAUGUGCCUGUCUGUAACGCUGAUGUCGGUCGGGUGUCCGUACAUGCUCUACUACCUGCCGGCUUACGCGAUUUCCGCUGGGUACACCAAAUCGGAAGCUGGUUACUUGGUAGCGGUUAGUGCGGCGAUGGAUUUGAUUGGACGACUUACGUUGGGAUGGCUGUCGGAUCUCGAUUUCUUCGACCGGAGAAAGGCUUACAUUGUGUGCAUUCUAGGGGCCGGGACGGCUGUGCUGACGAUCGCCUCAUUCGGAACUUGGAGCGUGAUCGUGUGCUGUGCCGGGUGUUACGGUCUCUGUCUGGGCAGUUGGUAUCUGUUGGUGCCGGUGCUGCUGACCGACAUGUUUGGAACGGAUCGAAUCGGUUCUAGCUACGGCCUAGUGCGAAUGUUUCAGAGUAUUGGUGCUAUCUCGGUGCCACCACUAGCAGGUCUUCUUCGGGAUCUCUCCGGUGGUUACGAAAUCUGUUUCUACUGUAUGGGUGUUUGCAUGGUGCUCGGCAGCGUACCGUUGUUGGUGAUCAUGAUCAAGGACACAUUGGCGAUCAGCAGCAAAAAACAACUCACCAUGGAUCCAGUGGCUUAAAUUCUUCGACUCAUCACGGAAUCGACGCAGUAUUAUGGUAAUAUACAUUCACAACUGAUUUUUACGUUGUUUUUGUCCCGAAUUGUAAAAAAAUGAUCGCGUGAAAGCAGCCCGUAUGCGUGCGAUUUAUAGUCUCAAAGACAUGAAUGUUUUUAUAGUAAUAAUUUUUACCGUUAUAAUUACAAAGACACCCAUACUCACACACUUACACCCAAUGACAAACCAACAGACCGAACAAUGUAACGUUAUGAACUUUUAUGUAAAUACUCGACAAACAACGGUAUCAAAACCAAAUAACCAAAAGGUACGUGUAAGCGCGAUUAUCAGCGCGCGCCUCAACAAUAAAGCACUAUUUUUUAAAAACAUUAGUUUUAGGGAAAACGUAAAAUAAUAGUGACAACAAAUUGAACCAAACGAAA